Messenger RNA from Colossoma macropomum (tambaqui), 5577 nucleotides. Its product is annotated as solute carrier family 12 member 7-like. The transcript is spliced from 26 exons. Gene Ontology annotation, cellular component: membrane. Gene Ontology annotation, molecular function: potassium:chloride symporter activity. The coding region runs from base 159 to 3515 and encodes 1118 amino acids. Lineage: Eukaryota; Metazoa; Chordata; Actinopteri; Characiformes; Serrasalmidae. Gene Ontology annotation, biological process: chemical synaptic transmission; cell volume homeostasis; potassium ion homeostasis. The record is from RefSeq and is a predicted model, not a curated record.
GGUAGUGGUAAGGUAGCAGGGGGAGGGAGAGGGAGAGAACUUAAAAAACUUUUGUGAGGAGAUCUAGGAGGGAGGGGGCGUGUUUGUGAAUGUGUGUGAGAGAGAAACAAGGAGAGGAGCGAUCUCACACACAUAAGGAGCACAUGUGGUGAAAGAAAAUGCCCACCAACUUCACAGUGGUGCCGGUGGAAGAUGGUCAAACUUCAAGUCCAGACUCUGACGAUAAACAUUCUGGAGGAGAAGAUGAGGAGAAGCCCGGGCUUUACUCAGCAGGUGAUGAAACCCCUGGAGAGUACAGUCCCUUCCUCACCAUUUCUGACCAUGAGAGGAGCUGUGAUGGGAAUAAUAUGGCACUGUUCGAGGAAGAAAUGGACAGCACUCCAAUGGUGUCGGCCCUCCUCAACAAACUGGCCAAUUACACCAACCUGACACAGGGGGUUGUUGAUCAUGAGAAAGCUGAGAGUGAGGAUGGCGUUAAGAGGGUCGCCAUCAAGGGUCCUCAGAUGGGCACGUUUAUUGGUGUGUACCUGCCCUGUAUGCAGAACAUCUUGGGCGUGAUUCUGUUCUUGCGUCUUACGUGGAUCGUGGGCACAGCUGGAAUCUUGGGUUCCUUCGCCAUCGUCUUCAUGUGCUGUGCCUGUACUCUGCUGACCGCAAUAUCAAUGAGUGCCAUUGCAACUAAUGGUGUGGUACCAGCUGGUGGUUCAUAUUAUAUGAUCUCAAGGUCUCUGGGUCCAGAGUUUGGAGGUGCUGUUGGCUUGUGUUUGUACUUGGGUACAACCUUUGCUGGAUCCAUGUAUAUACUGGGCACCAUGGAGAUCCUUUUGCUGUACAUAGUGCCAGAGGGAGCACUGUUUGCGGACAAAAUGGAUGAGCCAGCGUCUCGGCAGAAUAACAUGCGUGUUUAUGGAACCUGCUGCUUGGCUCUCAUGGCUCUGAUGGUGUUUGUCGGUGUGAAGUAUGUGAAUAAACUGGCGCUGGUCUUCCUCUCCUGUGUGAUUCUCUCCAUUAUGGCCGUUUAUGCGGGAGUUAUCAGAACUGUGAUAGACCCUCCAGAGUUUCAAGUGUGUUUGCUGGGCAACCGCACAUUAAAAAAUCUCAACUUUGAUAAAUGCCUGAAGACAGAAGUCAUCAACAAUUCAACUUACACCACUGAGCUGUGGACACUGUUCUGUGAUGGACCUUACCUCAACGCAACUUGUGAUCAAUACUUCACUCUCAACAAUGUGACUGAGAUUAAAGCCAUCCCAGGCCUGCUCAGUGGAGUCAUCUCAGAGAACUUGUGGGGAGAUUAUGGUCCAAGCGAGCGGCUGAUAGAGAAAAAUCAGUCAUCAGAAGCUACUCUGGAGAAUUUUGAAGACAUCAAGAAGAAGCCCUAUGUCUUCAGUGACAUCGUCACCUUCUUCACCCUGAUGGUGGGCAUCUACUUCCCCUCAGUUACAGGCAUUUUGGCUGGAUCAAAUCGGUCUGGAGAUUUGAGGGACGCUCAGAGGUCCAUCCCUAUUGGCACCAUAUUGGCUAUUGUUACCACUUCCAUCAUCUAUAUGUCCUGUGUGGUGCUGUUUGGAGCCUGUAUAGAGGGUGUGGUAUUGAGAGACAAGUUUGGAUACUCUGUGAAAACAACCCCAGUGAUAGGUACUCUGGCCUGGCCCUCUCCUUGGGUGCUUGUGAUUGGCUCUUUCUUCUCCUGCUGUGGGGCAGGGUUACAGAGCCUCACUAGUGCCCCGAGGCUUCUACAGGCUGUUGCACGGGAUGGAAUUGUGCCAUUCCUACAGGUGUUUGGUCAUAGUAAAUCCAAUGGCGAACCAACCUGGGCUUUACUACUAACUGCGGGAAUCUGUGAGAUUGGGAUUCUUAUAGGCUCACUGGAUGCUGUCGCUCCAGUCCUUUCAAUGUUUUUCUUGAUGUGCUACCUAUUUGUUAACCUGGCCUGUGCUGUCCAAACAGUACUGCGCACACCAAACUGGAGACCAAGGUUUAAAUUCUAUCACUGGAGUCUUUCAUUCCUCGGGAUGAGCCUUUGUUUCUCUCUGAUGUUUGUUUCAUCCUGGUUCUACGCCUUGGUUGGCAUGCUGAUUGCAGGAUGCAUAUAUAAAUACAUUGAAUACAGAGGGGCAGAGAAGGAGUGGGGUGAUGGAAUCAGAGGGUUGUCCCUAAAUGCUGCACGUUAUGCCCUUAUCAAACUGGAGGAAGCACCACCCCACAUUAAGAACUGGAGGCCCCAGAUGCUAGUGCUGCUGACCCUAGACUCUGACUUGGUGGUGAAGCACCCACGAUUGCUGUCUUUCACAUCCCAGCUGAAGGCGGGGAAAGGCCUGACCAUUGUGUGCUCUGUGCUGCAGGGAACCUUUAUGACACGGAGUGCUGACGCCAAGCGCUCUGAAGAGAAUGUCAAGAAAUCCAUGGCUGCAGAAAAGACAAAGGGCUUCUGUCAUGUUGUGGUGUGCUCUAAUCUACGGGAUGGCUUCUCAAAUUUGAUCCAGUCGGCUGGCCUGGGAGGCAUGAAGCACAACACUGUUCUGAUGGCCUGGCCCAGCAACUGGAGACAGGCGGAAGACUCCUCCUCCUGGAAGAACUUCAUUGAGACGGUGAGAGAGACGACCUCUGCUCAUCAAGCUCUGCUUGUGGCAAAGAACAUUGAUCGUUUUCCCAGCAACACAGAGCGUCUGGUUGAGGGCACCAUAGAUGUGUGGUGGAUCGUCCAUGACGGAGGCCUGCUUAUGCUGCUGCCUUUCCUGCUCCGCCAGCACAAGGUGUGGAAAAAGUGUAAGAUGCGCAUCUUCACUGUGGCUCACCUGGACGACAACAGCAUUCAGAUGAAGAAGGAUCUGCACAUGUUUAUGUAUCAGCUGCGCCUCGAUGCUGAAGUAGAGGUGGUAGAGAUGCAUGCCAGUGAUAUCUCAGCCUUCACCUAUGAGAAAACCCUGGUGAUGGAGCAACGUUCUCAAAUGCUCAAACAGAUGCAGCUGUCCAAAACAGAGAGAGAAAGAGAGAUUCAAAGCAUUACUGAUGAAUCCAGGAGCUCCAUUAAGAGAAAGAACCGCAUGAAGGAACCAACUCCCAACACCUUAGAAGUACCAGGGAUGGCAGCCCUAGAAAAUGAGGCUCAGAUGUUUCAUGAAAGGAACGUUAAGCCUCAUGAUGGCCACCAAGAAAAGCAUAGCCCCUCAUCUUACCACGUCCACAUGACCUGGACCAAAGAGAAGUUCAUUAGUGAGAGGAACCGUCACCGUGAGGCGAGCCCAGGUAUCCGGGACAUCUUCAACAUGAAACCAGAGUGGGAACAUCUGAACCAGUCCAACGUGAGAAGAAUGCACACUGCAGUCAAACUGAAUGAAGUUGUGGUCAACAAAUCCCAGGGGGCUCAUCUUGUCUUACUGAACAUGCCCGGACCACCUAAAAACAAGGGUGGUGAUGAGAAUUACAUGGAGUUUCUGGAAGUUUUAAUUGAGGGCUUGGAUCGGGUUCUGCUUGUACGAGGUGGAGGUAGAGAAGUCAUCACCAUCUACUCUUAGCCCCAUGGCAGAGAGUGCCACUCUCUCACUGCAGAGAGUGUAUGUACACAAGUGGACUGUCUAUGACUCAGGACAGGAACAUUGGAAACUAGGAAAAUUGCUUUCUGUUAGGGAUGAAUUAAAUAGUACACACUUUUAACCAAACUGGAUUCAUGUCUAUGCCAAAAUGCCAAAAUGUUUAGCUAAAUGUGUAACUGCUGAACAUAUAGCCAGUGAACAUGUAGCUCAUUGUUUUGGGUAAAUAUAUUCCAAUAGGCUACUUUUAAAUAUGUUUAGCUGUAUGUAUUGAUAGUGACAGUUAAUGUACGUUGUCUUACACAACGUGGAAGCAGCCAAGAAUGGAUGCUAAGAAAACUGCUGAUGAGUUACCUGAGAAAUUGCAUCUAAUUUUUUAAAAUGUUUCUAAUUUUUUUAAUGUGCUGCCAAUCCAGUGUGAUCUACUGCAAAAAACCAGAGUGAAUUUUCCAGGACCCUUCCCUAAUAUAGCUAUAUUUGCUUCUGACAAAUGAUUCAGAAACAGCCAAAUUAUUUAUUUUCUGUUUUAUUAGGCGUGACAUUGCACUCAAAUUCGAGGCCGAAGGGUUGCAGGCCUCACAAAAUCGACAGUCUUUCCAAAUAUGCCAAUAGCAAGUAUUCAGUAGCAUUUAUAUCUAAGCACAUUAUAUAUGUGUUAUGAAUGAUUAUAUGAAGUUUGUAAGUAGGGUCUGUAAACUAAAAUGUUAUCAAAUAUGUAUAAUAUGUAUUUACCAUGCUAGUCCUGAGACGGAUGCAGGCUUUUUUGACAAGUUGCUUAAUUUCAUUUUUAAUGUAGUGUAGAAUAAUAACUCUGUGUUCUGAAAGACAGUAUUUUAACAGUGUUGGGUUAUUUAAUAAGUAUUUUUAUUCUCCUUUUUUCCAUGUAUUAUACAUACCUUGUGCUGCUAUUUUAAUAGGAAAGCAUCAGUUUUUAACACAAGGAAAGGGCUCCCACACUCAUUUUUUCACAGUAGUAAUAGAAUAAUGCAUUAAUAUCAUUGUUUUUCACAGCUCAUAUAUGUUUAAUGUGAGCCUCAGCACAAUGGAGAUUGAACAGUGUGCAUAUAUUGAGAUCAUUCUUAGUGAUAAGUGUUUGCUGAGGAACAUGAGACAAAACCAGAAAUCAGGCCUAUGAUGAUGUCACCUCAGACUUAGUAACACUUGCCCAUUGAUCCCUUCAUAAUCAGUGUCAGAUUCAAACCACUGAAGAAGACACAACCUUCUCACUCAAUGUACUAUCCAAAAAUGUCUUAAGACAAACUGUUAAAAUGAACAGAUAUUGUAUCAGCUUUACAGUGAAGCUGCCUGUUCUAGUCUGACUGACUCUUCAGGUUUGCCAUUUACCUGCCUGAUCUCCAAAUUCUGCACAGAGACUGAAUCCUGUAGUCUUGAAUAUGUGUAUAUAGUCUUGAAUGCUCUUGGAAAAUUGCUAGGACUCAGGUGCCUGACCCUGUUUUAGUAAUUUUAUUUUAAUAGGACAUAAAUUAUUGCUUUUUGCUUUGGAUUUUCAGGAAUUUUGAAGAGAAACAAGGAUGUAAUUACCUACAAAACAAUCUUCUAAACAAAUACAUAUCAGUUAAGCCUUUGAUUGUACUGAUACUCACUGAUCUCUGUUCACUGGACUGAGCCAGUUUAAACCCGAGGGUUUAAAACAGGUGGAUUCUUGUGUGCCGAUGUGCUACUUAAAGAGCAGUAAUGAACAGAGAGCUCUUUGUUAUGCUCCAUAGAAAUGAAUGAAAAGGUUCUUAUGCUUAUCCUAUGGAUAGAAUAUCAUUUGAGGAAGCUUAUUUGUCAGUUUUAUUUCUUUUAGAUAGGUUUGUCAAGUAUUUAAAUGCACAAGUUAGAUAAGACGCUAAUUUAGAAAAUUAUGAAAAACGUCAUUUGGGUUGAAAAAGGUCAGGUUGGAUUUGUCAAUAUUUCUGUUUUUCUAAGGGAUUUUUUUUUGGGGGGGGGUUGGAUUUGUAAGUGUUUUAGAAUACAGUGUUCUGUCUUAGCAAAACUGACAUUUUUUUUUAGAUAAGAUCAAUAAAAACUACACAGACUUCAA